This is a messenger RNA of Rotaria sordida, 906 nucleotides long. Lineage: Eukaryota; Metazoa; Rotifera; Eurotatoria; Philodinida; Philodinidae. The record is from the annotation of a GenBank genome assembly.
AUGGAUUGGCUUAGUUUUAUACAAGGACUCGCAUGUUUAGCUGCAGCUAUACAAGAUUUGUUUUCCGGUAUAUCAUUUGGUGUGAUUCCACCGAUUAACUAUGGAUGUAACAGUUAUACGAAGACAUUAGCAUGUUUAAUAAUGAAAGGAUCAACUUUAUUUUCAGUAUUAUACUUUAUAAUAAUUAUUAUUGUUGACAUGUAUUAUGGUUAUUAUGAUGGAUUUAUAUUAACGUUAUCAUUAAUAGCGUUAAUGGCUUUAACAUUUUUACUUGUUUCACUUGCUAAAAAUGAUAAAAACGCACUGGAAAAUGAUUCAUAUUGUUUUGUUAUUCAUCAUAUUUCAGGCAUUAUUAUUAAUAAAAUACACUAUCAAUUACCAACUAGUGAAAUAAAAGGUAGAGUAUUAACAGCAUCAUUAAUAUUAGAAUUAUUACAAUUAUGUUUUUGGACAUUAACUCCAUUUUUAUGGUUUCCUGGUUCAAAAAGGUAUAUAACAAUAUGGAGUUAUGAAUACGCUUGUCUUCUUUCACAUAUUCUUGUUAUUAUAAUGUAUCUAAAUCAAUCCAAGAUAUCUCAUUGGGAUAGUGUAAUAAAGGCAUAUUUUGCGUUUUAUAUUAUUAAUCUUUUUACUUGGGUGAUUCCAUUGACGGUGGUGUGUGGUGGCAGUUUUGAAGAAAAAUCUUCAUCGGCGAAAAUGGCCCCAGCUAUUCACUGUAUGGUUGUUGAUGUUAUUACAGAUAUUCCGAUGUUUAUAAUUACAAUGGCCAAACGUACAUAUGUUAAUAAUAUUUAUAUAUGUCUUGACAUUGCCGUUAAAUUUAUUGUGUUUAUUCGUUCUGUUAUCUGGAUGCCUUAUGUUCUUCACCAUGAGAGUACGAGUGAAGAUCGAUAUGAACCAGUGUAA